UCAUUAUUCCUGUCAUUAAUUAUGUCAUAAGAAAUCACAACAAUUCAUUUCGCAAGUUGAUAAAUAAUGGAGGACGAGUUACGUUGUGGAUUUUGUAAACAAUUAUACAGUAAUCCUGUAUUAUUGCCAUGUUAUCAUGCUUUAUGUCUAAAUUGUGCUAUACAAAUUCAGACGCCUCCUACACAACAGGUAUCCCAAGCUACUUCAGAAAAUGCAGAAAGCGUAGCCUCUGGCAGUUCAGGAGACUAUCAGGAAAGCGAUAAAUUAUCGAUAUUAAGUGAAACAGAUAGUGGAGUUGUUUGUACGUCUAGGCCUAAUAGUUAUAUUGGAUCUCCCAAUGGAGUUAUAUACAGCGCGUUAAGUUUAACAUGCCCGCUAUGUUCCAAAAUAGUAUACUUUGAUGAAAAUGGGGCAUAUAAUUUACCAAGGUAUAGGGUAAUGAAAAACAUAGUUGACAAGUAUGGUGAGCUACGUAAUUUCCAUCUGAAAUGUCAGAUGUGCGAGUCUGAACCACAUAAUGAUGCCACAGUUAUGUGUGAACAAUGUGAAAUUCUGUAUUGUGAUUCUUGUAGAGAAUCAUGCCAUCCUCUGCGGGGCCCAUUAGCAAAACAUCUACUCACAGAACCUCAAAAGGCUUUUUUAAUGUCUAGAGCAAAAGAUGGAAAGUGUGUUGAACAUGGAGAUGAAAUGUUGACAAUGUAUUGCUUAGUUUGUAAAAUAAGUGUAUGUGCAGUGUGUCUUAUGGACUCACGACAUGUUGCUCAUGAUGUUCAGAGCCUUGGUAUGAUGUGCAAAGCUCAAAAGACUGAAUUAUCCCACAAUUUGCAACAACUUUCUGAACGUGCUAAAUCUACAACUGAAUUCAUUCAACGUUUAAAAGGAAUGAGUGAUAAAGUUAAUGAAAAUUGUGAGGAUUUCGAAGCCAUUGUUACUGCUCAAUGUGAUGCACUUAUAGAAGCUAUUCAUUUAAGAAGAGCCCAACUCUUAGAAUGUAUUAGACAAGAUAAGGAGAUCAGAAUAAGGGCCCUCAAAGAACAAGUAGCUACAUGUACAAGUCGAUUGCAACAAACCACUGCCUUGUUACAAUUCUGUAUCGAAGCACUAAAAGAAACAGAUAGCUCUGCAUUUUUACAGGUGAGUUCAAUGUUGAUUGGGAGAGUUUCAAAUACAGAUCAAUCAUGGAGCAAGGAGUGGACAGCUCCACGGGUAUCACCUCAUUUUGAUCUCACCCUUGAUGAUAAAUCCGUCCUUAGAGCCAUUGAGCAGCUUAAUUUCAUACAGAUGAAACCUCCAGGAGCUCCAGCGAUGAUGCCGGAAGAAUGCAGCGCAGAAAAUAAUUCUGUCACGGUAGCCUGGAGACCACCUCCUCACAGCCAUGUCGAGGGAUAUGUUUUGGAACUGGAUGACGGCAAUGGGGGUGAUUUUAGGGAGGUGUAUUGUGGAAUAGAAACUAUAUGUACCGUUGACGGCCUACACUUCAAUUCCAUGUACAAUGCGAGGGUUAAAGCCUUCAACAAUUCCGGAGAAGGCGAAUACAGUGAGCUCAUUGGCUUGCAGACAGCUGAAGUGGCAUGGUUCACUUUCGACCCAAUAUUAUCCGGUACUGGCCUGCAAUAUUCCCAAGAGGCCACGAAUGUUACAGGGGAAGGUUGGGAACAUAUGGUGGCUUUGGGAAGUGUCGGAUUCAGUCGUGGUGUACAUUAUUGGGAAUUCACGAUUGAAAAAUUCAAUGCCGAUACGGAUCCGGCCUUCGGUAUUGCCAGAAUUGACGUAGCUAGGGAUAAAAUGUUGGGAAAAGACGACAAAGGUUGGGCCAUGUACAUAGACCGUCAGCGUUCUUGGUUUCAACACGCCGGCGCUCACGAGCAACGCGUAGAAGGGGGGAUAUCGACCGGGUCCACCGUUGGGGUGCUCUUGGAUCUCGACCAGCACACCCUCUCUUUUUUCGUCAACGAAGAACCGCAGGGUAGCACAGCUUUCAGAGACCUCUACGGGGUUUUCUACCCGGCCAUUAGCCUGAACAGGGGAGUGAGCGUUACUCUGCACAGUGCCCUAGAUGCGCCAUCAGACGUUGAGGAGACUUGAUAAAGAGGUAGCGUUAUUUUUACCGAACCCUUCUGUGACUUCUUUGUCCUGCUACGAAGAUCGAAAUGAUUUUUUUUUUCGGUUUGGUAUAAGUGAACAGGAUAAAUUACUCUUUCCUAAUGUUAAUAGUCCGAACGAUUAGAGAUGUAAAGUAUACAGGGUGGGCAAAAUUCGUUGUCCACUGAGGGGAUAUCUCGAGAACUAUAAGAGUUAGAAGAAAGCGGAUGUCACAUUGGGGAAUUCUCCUCAAUUU
Messenger RNA from Coccinella septempunctata (seven-spotted ladybird), 2338 nucleotides. RefSeq names its product E3 ubiquitin-protein ligase TRIM9 (gene Trim9). Gene Ontology annotation, molecular function: zinc ion binding; protein binding. Bases 67 to 2085 code for a protein of 672 amino acids. NCBI's taxonomy places the organism in Eukaryota, Metazoa, Arthropoda, Insecta, Coleoptera, Coccinellidae. The record is from RefSeq and is a predicted model, not a curated record. The transcript has 8 exons.